This is a messenger RNA of Manduca sexta (tobacco hornworm), 2351 nucleotides long. Its product is annotated as protein lingerer-like. Gene Ontology annotation, cellular component: nucleus; cytoplasm. The record is from RefSeq and is a predicted model, not a curated record. NCBI's taxonomy places the organism in Eukaryota, Metazoa, Arthropoda, Insecta, Lepidoptera, Sphingidae. Bases 311 to 2320 code for a protein of 669 amino acids. The transcript is spliced from 18 exons.
GGCCGCCCGCCAGGGCCGCACCAACAGCGACUGGCCCGACAACUCCAACCUCGUUACUAACAUCGUGGACCCGUUCCCCGCCACAGAAGACUGGGACAAUGAGGAGUGGUCUGGAUCUCUCUCAGAUACUAAGGUGUUCACAGCAAGUUCGGCUGUUCAGAACGCCGUCGUGGACCCCGACUGUGUUGGCGCACAAAACAAUGUGACGGAGGACUGGGACAACCCGGAGGCGAACGGUCCGACGGAGGGCCACAUCCCAACGUACACGUACCACAACACGGCGCACACCACGCAUCAUCAUCAUUCCAUCAUGGACCAAAUGAGCUCGGGCAGCCCCGGGCCGGGCGCCUCACCAGCCAGUGCAGGAGGCGCGGCGGGGCCGGGCGGCGCGCCCGCGGGGGGGCCGGGGCCCGCGCCGGGACCUGCCGCUCCUGCGCCUGAGCCCGCGCUGCACGAACAGUACCACGCGGCGCACCAGCACCAGCCAAUGGGCAUGUCUGGCAGCCUGACUGCAGCGCAGUCGCAGUACUUGUCUCAGCUGACGCAGCAGUCGCAGCGGCACGAGAGCAGCGUGUACAGCUCCAACUACGGCGUGUACUCGUCGGGCGUGGCGGAGCUGUCGGCGCGCAAGCCGGCGCGUGCGCGCGUGCCGCCGCCCAGCAAGAUCCCGGCCAGCGCCGUCGAGAUGCCCGGCGGCGAGGCGGCCGCGCUCUUCCUCGACGUGCAGUUCGGCGCGCUGGACCCGGACGAUAGCGACAAACCGGUGACAACACAGGCGGAGAGCCAGCCGGCGCCAGUGUCCACCAGCCACGAGACAACGACUGAAGUUCCUGUCACAACAUAUCCCAGUUCCAACAGUAUGUUAAACGAGAGUCUCUCGGUAGUAGAGUCGUCGACGCCCAGCCAGCCGGUCACAUCAGAGCCGGUAGUCACAAAUGCAACGUCAGCACUAGAGAAGCAGUUGAACGCGUCGAUGAAGCAGCUGAGCGUGUCGUCGCCCCCGGCUGCGAGCGGGGCGAGCGGCGCGAGUGGCGCGAGUGUGUCGAGUGGCGCGGUGGCGGCGAGCGCGGCGGAGGCGCGAAGCGCGCCCGCGGCCGCGCCGCCCGCGCACGCCGCGCACCCGCAGGGCUACGCGCACCACAGGCCCAAGACGGUGGGACCACAACAGAAUGUGUACGCGCACCACGCUGUAUCUCAUCACCCACCUGUAUACGGCGCCAACGUGUACGCACCACAGGUUAAUUCCACGAACGCAUCGCUGACUGGCGCGUCGGCCAUCACGGCGACCGCGUAUCCGUCCAGUGUGACGCUCACGCAGUACCAACCCAUUAUCAACUCAUAUCAGACGUCGUCAUCGGCGGCGGUGUACGGCGGCAGCGCGCUGUACACCGCGGCACCAUACACGGCGUACCAGCCCACCGCACAACCCAAACUGCCACCCAAAGAGACGCAACAGCAACAGUACGAGAGUUCAGUGUCGUCGAGUAACAGCUUAACGUCGACGUCGACGACGCAGACGUCCACGUCGAAGGUGACGACGACGUCGGGCACGGGCGGCGGCAGCUCGGCGGCGUACGGCGCGGGCGCGGGCGCGGCGCAGGGCGCGGGCGCGUUAUACAGCGGCGCCGCCACCGCCACGCCUUACGCCUACGACGAACCACAACUCAUGCGCACCACCAUGCCGCACCACAUGGGUGGUUACUACGAGGUGGGGUACGGCGUUGGCGGCGGCCGCGAGGGCGCCUUCGGUCUCGGCGCUGCUGACCGCUUCGGACGCGCCGACGCUGCCUCACCGCAACAGGUGCCUGCCGCCGCGUUACCGCCCGGCUAUGCGUACUUCACAUACCAGCCACCACCUACCACGUACCAAUACGGAGUGUACCCCACGUACGGCGGCGGUUCGAACGUGGGCGGAGUCGGCGGCGUGGGCGGAGUUGGCGGCGUGUCGGCCACCGGCAAGGUGAACACGUACGCGCAGCAACAGCAGCCGCCGUACGACGCGCAGGACUCAUACAAACCAGGAGCAGCGUACUCGGGCAGCGGGGCCAAGAGCGGCGCCGCGGCGGAUCUCACUAACGCCAUGUACGCCAAGACGCACGUCGCGCUCAACAAAGUUAAUAGCUACGAGAAGGCGGGCUUCGCGGGCGGCACUCCGCCGCCGUUCGGCGCCUCGCAUCUGUACAUCCCCGCGCCGCCGCACCACCACCCGCACCACCACGCGCCGCAGCACCAGCUCCAGCCGGUACGUACCACCACACAUACCACUACCACCACACACGCCAUCAGGGGAGGACACGGCACGCACACCAACACUUGUUAAUUUAGUUGCGUGUAAAUAAGCAAAGAAAUUC